AUGGGUAAAGUAUUUGGAAAGCUCUUCACAGCUGUGGAGAAGGAGAAGGAGUUGCCUUCAAACUCAGAAGACAUUGGUGUCGUCGCUGGAGGAGGGAAGAGGAAACGGACAGAAGAUGGGGAAAGCCUACCGAGGAAAAGAAGUAGGAAACGGGACUCCUCCCCGCAGAACGAUGAGUUGCCGUCCAGCUCAGAAGACAUUGGUGUUGUCGAUGGAGGAGGAAAGAGGAAACGGACAGAAGAUGGGGAAAGCCCACCCUGGAAAAGAAGCAGGAAACCGGGCCCCUUCCCGUGGAGCGGUGAGUUGUUCAGCUCAGAGGACACUGAAAGCAGAAACACACCCGAGGCGGCUCUGAGCGAGGGAAGCGCUAAGAGGAAGGCGGUCGACGAUGAAGGACCGGUUGAGAAGAAGUACAGGCUUCUAGACGAGUCAGACGUGUUUAAGGCCAAGUACCAGCAGCUGAAGAAACUUGGCCAAGGAUCUUUUGGAUGCGUGUUUGCUGGCUACCGCAGAGCGGAUAAUCUACCCGUCGCCAUCAAGCAUAUCGACAGGAAACACCAUCUCACCCUUUACCAAGAAGAUGAUGGGUACACGAUCCCCAUGGAGGUCGCUGUCCUAGAGCAUCUACAGGCCAACUCAGAGCGGCAUUCAGCACCAGUUGACCUACUGGACUGGUACGUUGAGGAACAGGGGCUGAUCCUGGUGCUGGAGAGACCGUUGCCGGCCGUAGACCUCGCCAACUACAUCCAAGGCAAAGGAGGCCACUUGAUAGAAACGGAAGCCAAGAUUAUAAUUAAUCAGCUGCUGGAUGCAGCCAUUGACCUCAAGCAGAAGCACGUUUUCCACCGGGACAUUAAACCCGAAAAUCUUCUUAUUGAGACCUGCAUGAAGUCGCCGCGAGUUCGCCUCAUCGACUUCGGUCUG
Messenger RNA from Cyclopterus lumpus (lumpfish), 924 nucleotides. RefSeq names its product serine/threonine-protein kinase pim-2-like. Gene Ontology annotation, molecular function: ATP binding; protein serine/threonine kinase activity. The transcript is spliced from 4 exons. Gene Ontology annotation, biological process: regulation of mitotic cell cycle; protein autophosphorylation; negative regulation of apoptotic process. NCBI's taxonomy places the organism in Eukaryota, Metazoa, Chordata, Actinopteri, Perciformes, Cyclopteridae. Gene Ontology annotation, cellular component: cytoplasm. The annotation marks the transcript as partial. The record is from RefSeq and is a predicted model, not a curated record.